This is a messenger RNA of Paramecium tetraurelia, 1158 nucleotides long. RefSeq lists its product as uncharacterized. The record is from RefSeq and is a predicted model, not a curated record. The transcript is spliced from 5 exons. Lineage: Eukaryota; Ciliophora; Oligohymenophorea; Peniculida; Parameciidae.
AUGAAACACUUUGUGGUGUUAGCCUUGAUUGCAUGCAUCUAUGCAACAUCUAUAACUGAAAUGACUGACAAACUUGCCUAGUAUGGCGAUCACCCUUUUGGAAAGUCAAUGAUCAAUUUAGUUUCUGUAAAUAUGAAGACAGGAGGAUCCCUCAAUGAAUUAAAGCAACUUUUGUAAUAAAUUAAGGAUGAACUCAUUUCUCUUACUUAAUUAUAAGAUCAAGAAAAUGCCACAUUCAAUCGUAGAAGCCAAGUUGAUUUGGCUAAAUUAUAAGCUACUUUAGAAUAAGCAUAAGCCGAUUUGGACAAUUAAAGAUAAGAACAAACAAGUCUUAGCAAUGAAUUAACAACUCUUUAAACUAGAGUAAAUGAGGAUCAGGCUGCUUUAGAUAGAAAUAGUAGAGGAAGUGGUGAUGCUUAAUCAAGAUUGGAUGCAGAAAAUACAGAUUUUACAGCUAAAUAUCAAGACUAUAGCGAUGCCAUUUUGGCUUGUAAGGAAGCAUAAAGAUUACUCAUGAAUUUGAGAGGUGAAGGAGCAUCACUAAUUUAACUUACUUAGGACACCAAGAGCAAUCUCUUAUAAACCAAAGAGAAUUUCUAAAAAAUUAAGGAAAUCUUGGAGGCUCAUACUAAAAAGAGUUCUUUAACAUUGUUCCAGCCAAUUAUUGAAGGAUUAGCUGAAAUGACAACUAAAGUUAACCCAGAAACCCUUAAUAACGUAUUGAGUUUAGUUGCUCGUUUGAUAACUGCCUUAUAAGAAGGACAAGAUUAACUUGAAGCAAAUCACAAAACAUAAAUUGAAAAUUUGACUAGAUUAGGUGAUGACUUAAAAAACGAAAAACAAACAUUACAAGUUUCAUUGGCCACUGCAAACAAUAGACUUAAGGAAAUAUAAUCUAGAUUGAAUGAAUUAGAUGGAUUAAUUAAUAUUUCAAAUGCUUUAGUAGAAGUUACCUAAUUAAACAUUUAAGAUGCUACUAAAAUUAAUGAAUUGGAAGACUCAGAAUACAGCAAUCAAAAGGUUAGUAGAUAAACCGAAAUUGAUAUAGUUGACAGAUUAAUCGAAUAUAUCAAUCAAAAAUUAUCUGAAUGAGUUGACGCAAUUAUAUCCAAAUAAUAAUUCUAAUAAAGUUUAAAUUUAUAUCCUAUUGUUUCUAAU